This is a messenger RNA of Larimichthys crocea (large yellow croaker), 3598 nucleotides long. It is a transcript of the gene rab5aa, whose product is annotated as RAB5A, member RAS oncogene family, a. NCBI's taxonomy places the organism in Eukaryota, Metazoa, Chordata, Actinopteri, Sciaenidae. The record is from RefSeq and is a predicted model, not a curated record. Gene Ontology annotation, molecular function: GTPase activity; GTP binding. The transcript is spliced from 6 exons. Bases 322 to 972 code for a protein of 216 amino acids.
ACGGGUGGAAGCAGGUCAGUGGGUGGAAUGCUAACAGCGCUAGCAGGCUAACGUCAGUGUUUGUUUAAUUGAGGGUUUGGCUACUCCCCGUUAAAUAUAACAGCGUUCAGUUUGAUAGCUAACAACACAGCGACUGGCGUGUUAACCCGCUGUAUUGUUUUUUAUUUCACACAGCUGUGUGUGUUGUUUUCAUGAGCUUUUUCCUCCCUUCAAGUGUAACUGACGUUACUGGCCAGUUUAAAAAGCUACGGUUGGCUAACAGCAGCAGACGUCCUGAUAGUGAGGUUUGGCACGCAGGACACCGGGGGAUCUGACUAGGUCAUGGCCAAUCGGGGAGGCGCUUCGAGACCCAAUGGACCCAAUGCAGGGAACAAGAUCUGUCAGUUUAAGCUGGUGCUGUUGGGCGAGUCAGCCGUUGGGAAGUCCAGCUUAGUGCUGCGAUUCGUCAAGGGUCAGUUCCAUGAAUUCCAAGAGAGCACAAUAGGAGCGGCCUUUCUCACUCAGACAGUGUGUCUAGAUGACACAACGGUGAAGUUUGAAAUCUGGGACACUGCAGGUCAGGAGCGUUACCACAGUUUGGCCCCCAUGUAUUACAGAGGAGCACAGGCCGCCAUCGUGGUCUACGACAUCACAAACGAGGAAUCCUUUGCACGGGCAAAGAACUGGGUGAAGGAGCUGCAAAGACAAGCUAGCCCUAAUAUAGUCAUCGCUUUGUCAGGCAACAAGGCUGACCUAGCCAACAAGAGAGCCGUCGACUUCCAGGACGCCCAGUCCUACGCAGAUGACAACAGCUUACUUUUCAUGGAGACGUCGGCCAAGACAUCUAUGAAUGUGAAUGAGAUAUUUAUGGCUAUUGCAAAGAGAUUGCCGAAGAGUGAGCCUCAGGUUGCAGGAGCCAGCAGCGGGCGGAACAGGGGAGUGGACCUGACAGAAGCUGCCCAGCCAGCCAAGGCUCCAUGCUGCAGUAACUAAAGAGAAGAACGCCUUCCCCCUGAAACCAAUCUGUAUAGCAGUAACUAACGCGGCCGAUGCCCUGAAUGCCACUGCAGUUACUAAUGCAAUGUGUUGUACUCUUAUCUCCAGUUCUCUCAUUUGCAAACCAAGAAAAGACGCCCUGUGCCCCUCCACCCUUUUCUUUUUGCAGUAAUGAAGUCAGUGCCAUCACACUGAUCUCUGCCUCUUUCCCUCCGUCACAGUUCUGCUGCUACCUGGUGAAGCCUCCUAACCAUUCUUACUUACUCUCUGCCAUCAAGCUUGUUACAUCUAUCAGUUGUUAUUGAUAGAUUAAUGAUAGCAGAUAUUAGAGACAUUAUGUGCCCUGCUUUCUAUCAUCUUCCUUCCGACGUAUAGAUCUGAGUUUCAUUUAGAGGAAGUGGUCACUUCCCUUUUUCUGGAAUAGCUUAAGACUUUACUACUGCAUUUCUAAUGCCAGUCUUGUUUUUUGUUCUUCUUUUUUUUUUUCUUUUCUUUUUUUUUUUGAUAAUUUUGUUGAUCGCUAUAACUUUGUCAAAUGGGUGCACAUACUUGUAUACUUACAUGGCCUAAAAUAGAAAAACAAAACUGUGUUUUACCUUUUUGUCUGCAGUCGCACAGAAAAACUGUCUAUUAGAGAAACAGAGUGUAUUCUUGUGAAUCUGAGAAAGGAAAGAUGGCAGUCGGAAAGAGAGAGAAAGAGAGGAAUCCUAAACUCCACACCUCUCUCUUGUCACUGGGACCCUUUUAUCUUAAAGUUUCAGAACAUUCAUGAACUGUAGUCCUUCUAGAUUCUCUCUCUGAUCUCGUCUGCCUGCCCUUGCUGUCCAUGCCCCCGCCCCACUAAACCCAAAGUAGCACUAGUGUACAUUCUUCUUCCACCACCCCAGAGGCUCCACUCUGGGGCCAUGCCUGCUUCUAGCUGUUCCUAGUGGCAUUGUGCAAUGUUUCACAGUAUUUACUCUGUGACUUGAGUGUCUGCAAGGACCAAUGCAGCACAGCAAAAAAAAGAAAGGAAAAAAAAAAACCUGUUCCACCCAGCUUUCUCCACAACAAGGCGCAGGGCCCUCUGAGAUACACUUAAGUGUCACCAACUCUCCAUCUCCUGAUGCAGCGUCCUUAAAUAUAUCUUGUGUAGACCAUCCCUUUGUGGUCAUACUGGGGUCUCUUGGUUUCUGUCUUUGGAUGAAUUAGUUGAUGUAGAUGAACCUUUUCCGUUGUGUUAAUGUUGCUGGACCGCUGUUGGGUUUGCACCUGGUAAAAAGGCAGCGGUAGCGAGUUGGGAGUUGCAAUAUGUAAGGCUGCUUCAUAAUCACCUUCGAAUCAUAAUUAUUCGUCGUCUCCUCUUGAUUAGGAAGUGCUUUAGACACAGUUGUGUGUCAGUGUGUACAAACUGGGUCUGGGAUGGCUGGCUGAUGACAGAUUUCAUCCAUAGACUCACUCACACGUGCCCAUUUUAUGUUUUUGUGUGUGUUUUGUGUGUUUGGACACACAUUUGCACAUGAACACACGUUGACUUCUUCCUUGUCAACCCUGUCAGACCUAAACAUUACUGUACAUAAAUGCACACACACAGUCUGUUACACCUCUUUGCACCUAUGUUGAGCACACCCUUUUCUUCCCGUCCCCCCACUAUACAUUGUUACAACACACACACACAGAGACACACACACACACACACACACACACACACACACACACACACACACACACACACAUACAUACAUACAGUACAUCGGGUCAGUAACUCUUUUUACAAGUCUGUCUUACUCAUGCCUUGCACUAAUGAUGCUCAUGAAUAUAUCCUGUCAUAAUUACAGCCAGUGUGAUAUAAAUAUAAAUAUAUAUAUAAAUAUAAAUAUAUAAAUAAUAUACUGUAAAUAGGGUGUUGCAGUGUAGUCUACUUUUUUCUUUUUUUUUUUUGAUUUACCAGUGACAGGACUAAUGCUUGUUAGGGAGUUGUCUAGAUAAUCAUAAAAAGAAAUGUACAGUUAGCAGAAAAAAAACUCAGCUACAAUCUGGGUUUGGAAUUUUGUUGCUGUUCCUUUUUUUUUCACACAAAUGGUUAAAUUAUAAUCAGUGGUGGUCUUUAUAAAUGUAUGUAGUGUUAUUAACAAAACAAAAAAAUGAAAUUGCAUUUAUUUAGUCGUCUGUCUUGUACAUUUUUCUCAAAAGAAAAAAAUAAUUUCCAAACAUUUUGGUUUCUAUUUUUUAAACAUUAAAUCUUUCUUGCAUUAAUUUGUUCUUUUGUUUUUGUUUUUGUGGUAUCAGGCUAUGACGCCUUGUCCACUACUCCUCCCUGGAAGUAAAAACCUGAACUGGUGGUAAAAAAGUCCAGAGGAGUCAGACACAGAUACAAAAAAACAGUUUGAUUAACCAACAGUCUGCCCCUCCGUAACAUCUCAGUAACCUUGUGAAGAUAUUGUAGGAACAGUGUAACAACUAUCAGCUGGCACAAUGGUGAUACAUGAAUAAAUGAUUUAACACAUAAUAAGGAUGUAAAUUGUAUGUUUUCCUUUUGUUUUGUUUUUCUUUUUGCCGUGAACACUUAAUUGCAGCCAGAAACAUUUAAAUGCAAGCAUUUUACAGUACUGUCAUGUAAUGACCAAAUAAAUACUGAAAUAAA